AUUAGAAUGAAAUUAUUUUAUUGUGUAGCCUUUGCGUCGUCAAAGCUUUCAACUUAUAAGGAACCUCGUAGUCAUAAAUGUGAUUCGAUAUAAAUAAUACACAUGUAUGAAGCUGUGUAUAUAACGUAUACCACCAAAAAAAACAAAACAAAAAUGAAGGGAAAGUUGUGGUUGCUUGCUUCUCUUUUGGUUCUCUCUUUGUUGUUUUCACUCAAGAUGAUCUCAGCUGAUCAACCAUAUAAAUUUCCAAAAAUCAAAGACGAAAUAAGAGAAAUGAUCCAUAUUCAUAAGACAAAGAAGAUCCAAACACCAGGUAGUGUGACAACGCCUGCGGGCCAAGGUACACCAUCCAGUGGAGCUCCCCCGCACGCCGGUUGAUAUGGUUAGACGGAUCGGUCAAUCACCAAUGCAUAUUCGUACAUCGGUUUUUUUUUUUUUUUUUUUUUUUUUUUGUUCUUUAAGAUUUGAUAUUAAAAUAUUGUAUGAUUAGUUGUUUAUGAAGGACAGUCCAAAUCCGGGGAAAAAAGGAUUUUUGUUUGACUUGUACAUAUUUUUGUUUAAAAUGCUGAUCAAAUAGAAUAUAUCUAUCGUCAAUAAAUUAAUUAAUAUUAAAAGUUUAGUAAACUUACAAAAGAAAAAAAAAGUUUGAUAUCCUUUGAUCCAAAAGAGCGUGUAUAUAUAUAGUCAAAUCUCCCCAGAAACAUAGCUAUAUCUUGACUUAUAUGAUUAUAUAUGUAUAAUAUAAUAUGUUAUGUAGAAAGUCUUCUGACGCGAACGCUACGUGAAAACUUGAUUAAUAAGUUAUGAUAAAACUUAAAUCAUAUAUGUGAUUGAUAUAUAUCUAUACUCAUGUACAAGGUAAUUAAGGUAUCACCCAGAAAAAUGAUGGUCAAGUUCUGUUUGAUUGCUUCGCUUUUGGUUCUCUCUUUGGCGAUUUCAUCGUACGUCGUUUUAGCACAAUCCAAAGAAGAAACAAUAGGAGAAACGAAACACAUUCGAAAGAUAAUGAAGAUCAGAGCACCUCGUAGUAAGUCGCCACCCGAUCGCCAAUGGGGUGAGAGUGACUCGCCCCAAGCCGCAGGUCCAAAUUCAGUCUAAGGCGAUGGAUAUACGAUUUGUGGCUAGUUCGUAUAAUUAAUUAAUCUCAAAAAUGUUCCUGAUUUGUGAACCUUAUAUAUUUAGUUAUGCAUAGUACACGAUAAUCAAAAAAAAAAAAGUAAACCAAUGUUUUGAUUAUUAUUAUUAGUUUUUUUUUGGGGCUUUCUCCAUACAAUUUUUUGUCAACGAACCAAGCUGUCACAUAAUUUUAAAUUAUGUACGUAAGAAUAUUGACCUUGUCUUUUGUACUCACUGGGUUAUUAUGGGACGUGAAAACACAUUUCUAGAUAACGAUGUUCAUGAUCUUUGACUUCUUCUAUUAAUUUUUUUUUUAUACGAUAUCUGUGUAUGCUUUACGACGAUCAUCACUAGGUGUGAAAGAACUUAUUUUUUUGUUUAAUUAGAAAAACGCUGUUGGUAAGUCUGGUCGUCCACAAUAAAUGUCCUUUAAUUUUGAUCGGGAUCCAAUCACAAAUUUGAUCAUGAUAAAGCUUCUCUCGCCUUUUUUUUUGUUGGUAUUAUUUUCCUGGAAAUUUUUAGACUCCAAUGUAAUAAUCAUCAUUAUGAAACUUGACUAAUGCUGUAGCUUUAGCAACGACUUGAUCGAUAUAAAUACCCAUUAAGAGAUGGGGAUCCACAAUAUAUUGCACUAAAUUUUGUAAGUUUAUAAGAAUCAUAGAAAUGCAAGGAGUACUCUUGUGGUUGAUAACUUUCCUUCUUGUCUUUUCUUCGGCAUAUUCGUCCCAAAAGCUCAUACCUCAACCCAUCAAAUCCCGUGAUUUCA
This is a messenger RNA of Arabidopsis lyrata subsp. lyrata, 1882 nucleotides long. RefSeq lists its product as uncharacterized. NCBI's taxonomy places the organism in Eukaryota, Viridiplantae, Streptophyta, Magnoliopsida, Brassicales, Brassicaceae. The transcript is spliced from 3 exons. The record is from RefSeq and is a predicted model, not a curated record. Bases 850 to 1098 code for a protein of 82 amino acids.